Molecule: messenger RNA, 5174 nt
Organism: Pimephales promelas (fathead minnow)
Lineage: Eukaryota; Metazoa; Chordata; Actinopteri; Cypriniformes; Leuciscidae
Source: RefSeq, a predicted model, not a curated record
UGCCCGAAGUUCCAGCCCAACAUCUUCGACUCCACCCGCUGCCACGAAUGUCUCCGACAGGAGCACCUACACAACACCAGCGGCGGCGAGCACGCGCCCGGGCCACGCGCUUCUGACGAGAAAGACACCAGCGCCAAGGAGGACUCAGAUGUGCUGUCAGUGGUCAGCAGCUACUGUGAUGUCAGCAGAGGGGGGCGGGGCUUUGAGGAGAGCUCCCUCUGCAUCUUGAGUCCCGACUGUGACCUGUAUCUGUGUGACGGAGACGACGACCAAAGCUCGGACAGUCAGGGUGACGAUUCCGUGUACAGCCUCUCUGCCGGUCCAGAGGAAUACUCCAGCCUCCUUCAUCAUCCUUCAUCCUACCGUAGAAUGACCCGCUUGGAUCCGCCGCACCGGACGAGCCCCCGUUCCUGGACAGAGGUUUCUCCGAGUCGCCGGGAUGGCUUUGGCCAAAUCGGUUUUUCUCACGGCAGCGUGAAGGAAGGAAGGGAUCGGGAGAGUGGAUAUUUCUCUCUGGGAAGGGCUGCGGGGAGCAGAGCUCUCCGUGAUCAGACUCCCCCUGCUCCUUAUCGGCAUUCUGAGAGAGGGCAUCCCUUGCCUAGCAACAAAAGUCCAGAACCCAAAGCUGCCAUUCCUUUUCGUAACCCGGAUCUAGGCGUCCCCUCCGAAAGGAGAACCUCAGAGUUUCAGAAUCCCGAGCAGCUCGCAGAAGACUAUCCUGUGCAGUAUCCUCCAGACCCGCUGGAUCUCAGCGUGGAGGUCGAGGCCCUCGCCGGUCCCCGAGCGCUGAGUCCCACCCCGUUCAAACAGGCUGAAUCGAUCGGUUCCUCCGGCCGAAGAGGUGGACGAAAUCCCCACACCUCUCCCUUGCGGCAGCCGGGAACGCUCAACUCUUCCCAUGGAGGUUCCGGCCUCUCACGUUCCUCCUCUCCCUCCCGUAGUACCUCCCCAUUCAGACGGGCCGAGUCCAGCUCCUCUCUCAACACGGUCGGCUUUCGGCCUUGCGGUAUUUCACUCGGACAAAAUCGGGCAACGGUCAGUCCGGCACGGAAUAGUUAUUCUGGAGGUGCGCAGAAAAACCUCCGAUCAUUUGCGAGCACCGUAGGCACUGUCAGUACUGUCAGUAAGUCUUAUGUGGAUCUCAAAGGCUCUUUACAGAAACCCAAUACCAACAGCUCCUACGUUGGGUCUAGAGAAAACCUUGGAAGCUUGUCCCCUUCCAGACGGAGUUAUGAAGGUCCUGCUCUUAGGAAAACUGAAACAAAAAGCCCUACAUAUGAACGUGGUCAUGACAGACAGAGUUCCUCCCCCUCAGUGAACCGAUUUGAUUCAAGAAGCCAGUCCCCUUCCAGACGGAGUUAUGAAGGUCCUGCUCUUAGGAAAACUGAGACAAAAAGCCUUACAUAUGAACGUGGUCAUGACAGACAGAGUUCCUCCCCCUCAGUGAACCGAUUUGAUUCAAGAAGCCAGUCCCCUUCCAGACGGAGUUAUGAAGGUCCUGCUCUUAGGAAAACUGAGACAAAAAGCCUUACAUAUGAACGUGGUCAUGACAGACAGAGUUCCUCCCCCUCAGUUGGCCGCUAUGAUUCAAGAAGCCAGUCCCCCUCCAGACGGAGUUAUGAAAGUCCUGCUGUCAAGAAAACUGAAACGAAAAGCCCUUUGUACGAGCGUGGUCAUGACAGACAGAGUUCCUCUAUCUCAAUAGGUCGAUAUGAUUCAAGAAGCCAGUCCCCCUCCAGACGGAGUUAUGAAGGUCCUGCUCUUAAGAAAACUGAGACGAAAAACACCUCAUACGAGCGUGGUCAUGACAGACAGAGUUCCUCCCCUUCCUCAAAGGGCCGCUAUGAUUCAAGAAGCCAGUCCCCGACGGGGAGGCCGGAGACAAAUGGCACAUCAAGUCAGAUUCGAGAGGGUCGACGCAGUGCGUCUCCGGUCAGGAAUGGCUACGGAACGCCCAGCCAAUCAGACAGAAGAUCUGUGUCUAAUGGGCGGAGUCAUGACAGAAACAGCCCCUCCCCAUCCAGGAAAAGUUAUGAAACGCAAAGACAAACCACAAUGAAGAAACAAGAUCGAGACAGCCGACACUCUUCCCCAAGUAGAGGUCCACACGUAAACCUUGGCUCAUCACCACUUCGUAAGUCUGAAACGAGCCAGUCCUCAUCAAACCGUGUCCCCAAGAGCCGCAGUCCCUCCCCCUUAAGGCGGGCCAAUGACACCCCUAGCCAAUCUCUUCCCCGUAAGUCAGCGAUAUCUACACUGAGGCGUGACAUCGCAGACCACAUCCCUCUCAGGAACACUGUGAGUGACAGAACUGGCUCCACAUCUCAUGUAAGAAACUCCUCAAGUAACCAAUCACUGCAUGAUUCAACCCCUUCAUCAGGCCGCUGGAGAGGCUCCACCCACUCCCUCAACAGCCAAUCAGUCUCGCGUAACUCCUCCCCAUCACGACACAGCACUGAGAGGAAACAUAUCAGCUCCUUUCCAAAAUCUGUCCCGGUCGCCUGGGAACAAUCACAAGAAACAAGCAGGAAGAGCAGCAUGAGGAAAAGCCAAGAGGUGCAAAGCUCCACGCCUAACAACCGACGAGCGCCGAGCCGGCACAGAAGCCCCUCCCCUCCGGUCCAAACACACACCUCUUCCCAGAGCUCCAUGGACUCGGAGUCAAGCCAUCUAUCCGCCGGGUCAUCGGGUCUCAACCGGGAAGAAUAUACCAUGAUGGCUGACAUUCCCACGGUCAAAACGGUCUUCCAGAGGGAGGGUCCGAGCCAGCUGGGGGGGGUCGAGAGCCGUCAGAAACGAGAACUUUCCCGCUACAAACCGGCCAGUCACUCUCAGAGCAAAUCUCCUCACUGGGAUUGGGACGAGCUAGAGGAUGAAAGAGACAGUGGUACACUAUCAAGGGCUCACUCCUCCAGUUCCCUGCACACACAGAGAGCGAGCAGUCCGGUCGAGGAGCAGCCGUCCAGAUCAUCCGGACAGAAGCAGAAAGCACACAGACCCUCAGUGUAUUUCUCCUGCAGCGUGGAUCAGACUGAUGAAGAACCAAUGCAACAACAGCCUGACCUGCUGAACUUUAAGAAGGGAUGGAUGUCUAAACUGGAUGAGAGUGGAGAGUGGAGGAAACACUGGUUUGUGCUGACGGACGCUGGACUGAAGUAUUACAGAGACUCUGCGGCGGAGGAGAGAGACGAGGUGGAUGGAGAGAUCGACCUGAAGUCCUGCGUGAAGGUGUCGGAGUUCGACGUGGAGAAGAACUACGGCUUCCAGAUCCAGACCAGAGACGCCGCCUUCACACUCUCAGCUAUGACUGCUGGGAUACGGAGGAACUGGAUCGAGGUUCUGAGGAAGAACGUUCAACCCAGCAGCUCUCCAGACCUCACACAGCUGCCGAUCCUCAGCAGUGAUAAAGAGAACGCCCGUCACCGACUGCGCAGCCAAUCAGAGGCCUCCUCCACCACCGCAAACCCCGCCCACAGCAAGUUUGACUAUGUGGAGCUAUCACCUGUAGCCACGCCUCCAACUCCUGCCUCCGCCAAUCAGAGAGAGUCUGGGGAGGGGCAGGUGAAGGAGCACAGCCAAUGGCAGGAGGAGCGUCGGCGUGACGACAGCCACAACCAGUGGGAGGCGGUGCUGUCGAGGAAGGGGGCGGGCCUGUCGGAACAGAGGCGAAUAGAGGAGGAGAUCGAGAAGAAGUGGGCGGAGUUUGAGCGGCUGCCACUCAAGGAGAUGAGGUCACUCCCACCGAUGGGCUCGUCAGCCAAUCAGGCUCUGGAGAGGGAGGUGGCGUCUCUGAGGCUGCAGCUGGCGGGGCUGGGGGCGGGGCUUGGGGUGGGGCGGGUGGGGCCAGCGUGCUGUGGGGAAAGUCUGCAGCAGAUGGAGCGUGUGCACAGAGAGGCUCUGGAGCAGAUGGAGCGACAGCACACACUGCAGAUCAGCGCUCUGGAGAAAGAGAGAGACUCACUGCUGAAGGAGGAGACGGACGCCACUGCGAAAGUGAUGGAGGCGUUACAGAAAGCACACAGAGAAGAGAUGGAGAAAACCACACAACUCUCAGAGACACGUGGGGUGGACACACACACGCUUAACAAACAACAACAGGCAGAAGUGGCGUCUCUGCGGCGUGAGCUGCAGGCUCUGUCGGAGCGGUUCUCUCAGAAGUGUCUGGAUCUGAAGCGAGCGCAGCAGCAGCACGAACACACACACACACAGAUGAGUCUGAGAGACCGACAGUUGGAGCAGCUGAAGAGAGACAACCAGGACUUGCAGGCCCGCCUGUCACAGGAAGUGAAGGCCGUUCGCUCGCUCGUCACAGGUCAAGGGUCAGACGCAGAUGGCAGCGAGAGGUCGUGGUGUGAGAUGCAGGUGCUGCUGCGGGUGCGAGAGAACGAACUGCAGUAUCUACACCAAGAGCUCAACAGCCUCCGCAACCAGAUACACUUCCUCACAACGGAGAAGAGCAGCGUGUGCGAGCGCUACCGGGAGGUGUGUGAGGAGCUGAGUGUGAUGAAGAGCCGCAGCGAGCGAGAGGCCGAGGCUCUCCGAGAACACCUGAGACUGGCGCUGAGCGCUCUGCACGAGAACGACAACAGCCUGCAGCACUGACCGCCGUCACAUGACCCUCCGCUCAGGCCAGCAGCCAAUCAGCUGCGGGACACUGGAACAACGCUUCUGCACUUUCUCAUGUGUGUUUACGGGACCAAACUGGAACGUCUCCCUGUCGCUGGUGUGGAAGAACUGAACACACACAUGAACAAUCAACAAACUCAUAUCAUAUUUGCCAAUCGAAUAUCAUGCGUGUGUGAUCUAUGGAAGCUCGUUUCCACCACAGAAUUAAAAAAUAUCUCGCAACUCUGAGAAGAAAGUCCGAAAUUAAAGUUUACAUCUCACAAACUCUGGCUUUUUCUCUGGCAGUUUGGAUUGUAGUUUAUACACUCGCAUUAGCAAGACGAAAGUGCGAACGUGAGAUGCGCUAGUGUUGUUCUGUGGCGGACGCAAGCUUCCAUAGUGUUCAACUGUCUUCGUGCCACAAAAACAAAAGAGCUUUGCUUCAAUGAGCCAAUGUUUUUUUUUUAAAGAUGUUUGUGUUUCUUGUUGUCAUAUUUAAGUUUAGAGUUUAACGCAUAUGUUAACAUAUCAAACUAUAGCUAAUAAAUAUGGGUUAUUUGGUUUCUGGA